UGUUUGAGAAUGGCUGCUGUUUCUUGCCGAUUUUCGAAAAAACAAGCCAGAGAUGACCGGAAAUUAAACAUAAAACAUAAAUAAAUACAAACACAAUACUAAUAAAUGAACCUCUACCAAAAUAACAAGUUUUUAAAUCAGAAUAACUGUUCGUCGUCGAGAUACAGCGUAUUUAGGAAAAUAACAUAAAUAUAUUGGUGUUUAAUAUUAGAAAAAAUAAAAAUAGCGCUAUUUUAUUAAACGUAAGUUUCCCUAAUUGAUCCGAUACGAUGUAAAGCAGCUACGAGUAAGUUUCCUGAUUGACUAAGCCGACAAGAAUUGACGAAAAUGGACAACUCCCAAGGUACACAUUGCAAAAAAGAGCGGAACUUCCCAAGCCUAGACCUCAAGGAUCUCUCGACAUUAAAUGCGGUGCCCCAACCAGUCCUGGUGGUGCAGUCCCCCAAAACCCCAACCCUCUCGAAGAAACUGAAGGCGGUCAGCCUGGAUUCGGACCCACCCACCCAGUCGUCGACUUUAGAUGUGUCUAGAGACGUUUUCUCGAUGCCAAAUACACCAAAACGACAAAUAAAGAAAUUGUCAUGUGAUUUUGAAGAUGGACCACACAAAUCGACCUUAGCACCUAACUUUAGCUCAAACCUCAAGAAGUUCGCCUCAAACAAUAGUAUUUCCGGGUCGCAGACAUUAAAGACCCUACCCGAGAUCAUGACGUUACAAGACUUCUCCGACGGUCCUGUUACCGAACCAAUUAAGAUAAAGGCGAAAGGGCUGUUAGAACGUAGAGGGUCCAAUGCUAGUCUAACGAUAGACCUGGGCUCAAAUUCUAGUAUCGCGGAGGUGAAGACCACGCCGUUCACGCGACUCAACACGGCGAAAAGUGUUUCUAACCUCAACCUGUCGACUUUCGGAAGCAUAGACAAGGCCUGCGCCUGUUACAAGAAGUGCGAGGCGCAGAAUAAGGCCGCUGAGAGGAGGAAAUCGCAGGAGACCUGCGGCAAUUGCAUCAUAUACGAGUCCGUGCCGAGUAAAAUCAACAACUGCAAGAUCAAAUGCCAGAGCGUGAAGAAGUGUAACUGCUGCGCCAAGUCCCGCAGGAAAUCCUUGUCGAACGAGAAUUUGUAUGUGCCGCCCUGCGGGUUCUGUCAAACGGGAGCUUUCAAGGAUUGUUCAGGGGCCACCAAGCAUUGCAAGGGGUACAGAAAAGCGUAUUAUCCGAGGCAACCCGAUUUGGAGUCUUCGCAGCUGCUGUCCGAGGAUUUCAAACUGCAUCUGCAGAAUAUACAGUACCUUCAGACCGCUGGGAACGUUUUGUCGGUGGAGGAUUUGAAACAGACUUGCGAGGUGUCUCGGGUGCCCAAACUACACCAGGAAUUUUGGGAGGUGCCCCUAAAUUUACAAGAGAAAUGUUAUGUCUCUGGUAGUCAGAGUAGGAAUCGCUAUCGGGGCGUUUUACCAAACGAACACAGCAGGGUCCAUUUGUCUGGACCGCAAACCUAUAUCCACGCGAACUACAUCAAAGGGCCCGACUACACAGAAACUGCUUACAUCGCCACACAAGGCCCCAUGGCCCAUACUUGCCAAGAUUUCUGGGAAAUGGUGUGGAUCACCCACUGCAAAUGCAUAGUCAUGCUGACGGGUCUGGUCGAGAAGGGCCGGAACAAAUGCGAAUUGUACUUCCCGUUAGGAAAAAAGAACAAUUCCAGAGAAAAAUCUUUCUUCUAUGUCAAGACCACGAAGAUACGCGACAAAUUCACUUUCGACAGGAACAGCCAGCAGUACGACAUCGAAACGCACGAAUUCGAGGAGUUGAACAACGUCAGUUUCGGGAACUACAACAUAAAGUUCGUCAAGGAGGAGAAUUUGGACGAGUGCCACAUCCGGCAGUUGGAACUGACGAAAGGCGACGGCGGGGGCGAGGCGAGGUCCAUCUACCAUUACUGGUUCUGCAACUGGCCGGACCACAAAAUGGCCAACCCGGAACAAGUCUUAAAAAUCGCCCUGGACGUCCUGAACAUAACGGAGUCCAACAAGAAACCCGACAAUAACGCUAGCGACAUAUCCAGGAGCAACGGGGAAUCCUAUUUGAAAAGUACAAAGCCGAAACCCGAACUGAGGGUGAAACUAUACCACGACAAGUUCCGAUUCGACGACGACAAGCACCCGUUCAACAAGAGGGACUCGGCGCUCGCUCUGUUGAAGAACGCGCCGGCGCAAGAGCGUAAAAAGUCCACGGAGAGCAUAAAGCUGCCGGUUAUCGUCCAUUGCAGUGCCGGCAUAGGCAGGACGGGUUGUUUCCUGGCCAUCCUAAACGGCAUCCAGCAGCUUAAGAACAACUCGAACGUUGACGUCUUGGCGAUCCUGUGCUCGCUGAGACUAAACAGGGGAGGGAUGGUACAAACCGCCGAGCAGUACGAAUUGAUCCAUAGGGUUCUGAGCUUGUACACCACGACGUUGUAGGGGGAGCAUUGAGAGCCCUUUUUUUUAGUACAAUUUCAUAGUUUUAUAUAGGUAUAUUUUGAAGCGGUCGCAGUGCGACCACGCUGGAAAUCUGACAGGUAUGUAACCGUAUUUUAAAAACGAAUAAGUACAAGUCCGGCGUUUUUGAGAGACGCGGGCGCUCGAUCGUGACGGUCGUUUAGAUUUUAUUACGAAACGCAAAAUGACAUUUUUAAUUUUCAGUAGGUUUAAGUAUGGAUAGAUUACCUCAUUGCAAUUUUUUUAGUUUUAUACGCGUCGGUUGGAUGAAGAAUUUAUAUCGAAUCUGGAGAUUUACUGCAUUCGUUGAAGUAUAUCAAGGUUUCUUUUUAAUUUCGCAUAAUUCAAUAUGUUUAGGCGGGUUAAUAAUAAAUGUCGCGCAAUUUGAGUGAAUGUUAAAGUGAUAUAAAUUAGAUACACUUCGCAUCAAAGUUCAUCAGUUUCGUAGUUGAUUUCCUUGGGAACGGCUAAUCUGAUUUUUACGUAUCACACUUUUAUUCCGAGUAGUGACGAUAAUUUAAAAAGUAUUUCAGUAUCCACUAAUAAGAUUUCUGUAACGAUUGCGGCAUUUUCUGUUACUAUUUUUUUUAUUUAAAUGGGUAUUUUUGUGACAUUAAUUUUUUUUAAAUAAACUGCUUGUGCCAAAGGAAUCAGAGAAGGGGUUGAUUUUAUGAAUUUACUUUUGUCUAAUAUUUCACACUGAGAAAAUAGAUAAUUUUUCUUGGCCCCGUAAACACGACGACACAUGAUACAGUCAAUGUUUCGGAAAACACUGUUGCCGUUCUCAAAACUCCAAUUGACUUAAAAAAUUAUUUGCUUGAGUCAAUUUGAAUUUUGAGGACGAAACUAGUUUUUCGAAACAUUGACUGUGAUUGUGCUGUCAAAAAAAGUUAUCUCCUUUCCCUCUGUGAGAUAUUAAGGCAAAACUCAAUUUAUAAUAACCCGUUGAUCCUUUUGGCACAAGGGGUGGUUUAUUUAAUAAUUUUUCUUUUCAAAACAGUGGUAAACUAAUGUGCUUUAGUUCAGCUGUGUAUCUCGUUUCAUAACAGAGAUAAUGACGUGAAUCAAAAAAUUAAUUGUUCAGAACAGGAGUGACUACAAUUUGACUACAAGCAAACGUUCCCUAUUUUAGCUGGCACACCUUACAGGGCGUUUGAAAUUUCUGGGAAAAGAUAUUAUCUCUUAUAGUCUGUCUUGAAAGUUGAAAUUUCAAAACAAAUUCCUGUCCUAUCGUCGUUACUAAAGAAUAAACUUAUAAUUAAAAAGAAUAUAGCCGUUCGUUAGAAAAAUAACUUUGAAGUUGAGACCGUUCUUUAGUCAAGUUAAUUUUGAUAUAAAGUGUAUUUUAAGUUGCAAAAUUAGAUUGAUUUUUAUCAGGAAAUGUACUACUAAUUUAAAUAUUCCUGUUUUUGUUUUAAAUUCCGUCUCUUCGAAUGGCCAUUGUAUAAUUUUGCUAGUCCACAUAGUACACUUUUGAAAUGUCGUAAUGUCCCAACAAAACUAGGUUUAACGUAGCGUAUGGGUUUAACAAUGACCUUUUUGUAUAUUUUUAAUGUUGCCAUAAACCCAAGACGCGAACUCGCAAAGUUUUGAUGCCAAAACUAGCGGAAAGAUGUGUAAAUACAUUUUCGGGUUGCUUGGGUAAGAGUUAGCCGAGAGGGGGUAGAUUCGGGGGUGAUAGAAAAUCGAGUCAACUUGGGAUGAAACCCUGUCGUUUCUUGCUGCGUGUUAACGAGCUCUCGAGAAAAUCAAGCCUAUUUGAGUUCGAUAAGUCGGAGAAACUGAUAAAGGGAAUAUAGUGCGAGUGGUUAUCGGUAAAAUUUUAUAAUUUUUUGAUUUUGAAAACAGAUUUACGAAAUAAGGAUCUUAUCGGUUUCUCUAUACUUCGUCGAUACUUGCGGGUGCCUCGGGAGUUUUAAAUGUUGCCAUAUAAAAAAUGUGUUUCACUUUAGUUCAAAGAUGUACUUAUGAGAAUAAGUUUUGAAUGUAUCAGAAACUGUUGAGAAGUUGUCGAUAAUCAUGAUAAAAUGUAUAUUGUAUGUGAUAAUUUUUAGAUG
Anoplophora glabripennis (Asian longhorned beetle) is the source of this 4532-nucleotide messenger RNA. RefSeq lists its product as uncharacterized. Gene Ontology annotation, biological process: protein dephosphorylation. NCBI's taxonomy places the organism in Eukaryota, Metazoa, Arthropoda, Insecta, Coleoptera, Cerambycidae. The record is from RefSeq and is a predicted model, not a curated record. The transcript is spliced from 5 exons. Gene Ontology annotation, molecular function: protein tyrosine phosphatase activity. The coding region runs from base 328 to 2457 and encodes 709 amino acids.